AUCCAACAUUUGAUGUUUUUCGUAUUUGAUUACCGAAUCAGAAAUAAUUAUAGUUAAUAUCGUUUGGUAUCGUAACGGCGAUAAAAUGUCCACGCUUAUUUACGGUCUUGUUAUCGCGAUAUUUCUUUUUGGCAAAUCGAUGCUGUAAAUCGAAUCUGCAAAUUGUACGUGGAACAAUUUCCUAACAGGCAAUGAGCGAUGAAAUGCAGGAAAUGGCCCAAAUGCUACAUAACACAUGCGUCGCAGAGACAGGCGUCGCCGAGGACUUGAUCAUCAAGUGCAGAUCUGGCGAUUUCACAGACGACCCAAAGUUGAAGUGUUACAUGCUGUGCCUGUUGAAUCAAAUUUCUGCUUUCGAUGACGGGGAAAUCGACGUAGACACGCUCGUCGCAAUGUUACCAGAGGAAAUAUUGGGCAAGGCUGAACCAGUGCUUCGAAGCUGUGGAACAAUCAAGGGUACCGAUGAUUGCGACUCGGUAUACCAGACUAACAAAUGCUAUUACGACAAAAGUCCAUUGCAGAUGUGUACUUUUUGAUCUAACUUCGCACGGUUCACUGCAGCAAAUUCUCAGAAAUCUGCUUGAAUGGAAGAAAAUCUUGAUAAGGAUUAUUUUUCGCAGAAUAGAUACGUACUGAGUUGUGAAUCAAGUUUUUCCCUGCAGGUGAUAGACACGAGUUUUCAAAUGUAGUAUAAUAUGUUCAAUCACUAACGUGUAUCGUAAGAAACCAUUUUUUUGAGUUUCUAUUGAGAUAAAUAAAUUUCGAUUUUAUGCAUCGAAUAAUAACCAAAA
Neodiprion fabricii is the source of this 791-nucleotide messenger RNA. Its product is annotated as general odorant-binding protein 56d-like. Gene Ontology annotation, biological process: olfactory behavior; sensory perception of smell. Bases 192 to 536 code for a protein of 114 amino acids. Lineage: Eukaryota; Metazoa; Arthropoda; Insecta; Hymenoptera; Diprionidae. Gene Ontology annotation, cellular component: extracellular region. The transcript has 7 exons. Gene Ontology annotation, molecular function: odorant binding; dibutyl phthalate binding. The record is from RefSeq and is a predicted model, not a curated record.